Molecule: messenger RNA, 1537 nt
Organism: Dermacentor andersoni
Lineage: Eukaryota; Metazoa; Arthropoda; Arachnida; Ixodida; Ixodidae
Source: RefSeq, a predicted model, not a curated record
GCCAGGUGGCGAACGAUGUCUAGGCGCGUUCGUGCUUCGUCUUCAAUCGUGCUGAGAACAGCGAGAACCGCGUGAACGAAGUAACUGCCGUCCCGCCUCAAGUUAGACAGCUCUGCAUUCUACCACCGCGGCUGCAGGCGACAACAGUUGUUGACUACACCUGCACGAGGCCAGCGGCGCGCAACAUGGCAGCGUCCAGCAGCAGCGGCAACGGUGGCGUCGCCGCGACGGUCCCGUCGCCCAGCGAAAGUGAAACGCCGGAAGCUCGUGCUGUGGCCAUCCAGCGGAAGCUGGACAACGCUUAUCGGCAGAUUGUGUUCCUCGACCGCGAUAUCCGCGACCUGAAGCGCCUCUACAAGCGUGCCGAGAGAAACAACAGCUGCGCUUUUCGCUACAACAUCCGCAUGAAGGUGUCCAUCGCGAGUGGCAUAAAGAUGAUGUACUACCACUACGCCAAGAUCAAAUUGGCCGAGCUGGAGCGCAUCACGAGGCAGAGAAACGCGCCCAACAGCCUGCGACGACGCUGAUCGCCACAAGUGAAUGACAGGGUUCAUUCAAGUUUAUCGUGGAUCUUCCGUCAAGUGCAGCAGUGCUCGGCCGGAGGCCGUCGUGCCGACUUCCCGAACCGUGUUUGUUCACGCUCUACCGUUUUUAUUUUUACGUUUCUGUGAUAGACUGAAGAAAGUCAUAGUUAAACCAAUGCGGCACGAAACGCCUCGUGCCUGCAAAGCGCAGAGUUCAUGCGGCGACUUGGAACUCAAGUGCGCAUCAUGCGAUUUCCAUGGGAGGCCGCCUCUGUGCGUGAUGUUCUUCGAAACCCUUGGCACGUUGAGCAUGGACGAGCCACUACAGACCUUCUUUGCGAACAGCGAUGUUGGUGCUGUGCGACCUGCAACAGAAGCCUCUGAAGAUGGCGUCUUUAAAAUAAAGCCGUUAAGGCAACCCGAACACCACGACAGCCACCAGGGCAUAGCGAAACUAUACCUCGUAAGGAGUCAAGUCCGUGUGACGAUGUCACUCUGACCAAAGCUUCAUGUCUGUUUGCCCAAGCUUCUUUCUUGGCUUGACGAGUCUGUUUGCUUCACAGUUUAACUGUGCCACUAAUUGUUUCGUUUCUUUCUUUCUUCUUUUUUCCAUGAACUUCUAUCUAAAAUACAAUGUUGGAUGUUGGCUAGUCAACUUUCCCUUAGUUUGGAUAUUACGGUUUCAACAUUCUUUCGGAUAUAAACACUUGCACUGUUUCUGUUUGAUGGCUAUUCUACCCCAGCUUUGUUGCAAGUUUAUUUGCCUCUCAGUUCAACUGUGCCACCAGUUUCUUGCUAUGCAUUCCUCUCUUAAGUAUGGUGUUGGUUGGCCAUUGUUCCCUCAUUUUUUCGCACUCUCAUAUAUUUAUAUUCAUUCACUGUAGGUAAGUGGUAAUCCUGUAUUCAGAUACCAUGAUCCACAUUGGCAUUAACCACUUGGUGUAUCAUAUGAUACACAUAGAAAAAGCCAUUCAAAUUUUAUAAAAUGAAAACAAAUAAAAACCUUACGUUCA